CGUGAGUGCAUUUUACUCCAAUAGGAAUGGAAUUAUUAUAAUCCGCCAAUUUGCAUAACGCCCUUAUAAAUAGGAGGGGCAGGCGCCAUUUUUCAUGCUGUUGAGGGAACAGAGAAGAUCGCAGAAACUUUUAGGGAUGCCUGACCCGGCUAAAUCCGCUCCAGCAGCUAAGAAAGGCUCCAAGAAAGCCGUCACUAAGACCCAGAAGAAAGGUGACAAGAAGCGAAAAAGAGCAAGGAAGGAGAGCUACUCUAUCUACGUGUACAAGGUGCUGAAGCAGGUGCACCCCGAUACCGGCAUCUCGUCCAAGGCCAUGAGCAUCAUGAACUCCUUCGUCAACGACAUCUUCGAGCGCAUCGCCGGCGAGGCCUCGCGCCUGGCGCACUACAACAAGCGCUCCACCAUCACGUCGCGGGAGAUCCAGACGGCCGUGCGGCUGCUGCUGCCCGGCGAGCUGGCCAAGCACGCCGUGUCCGAGGGCACCAAGGCUGUCACCAAGUACACCAGCUCUAAGUAAAAGUUUGAUAACUAUAAUCAUAAUGGCUCUUUUAAGAGCCCCCAGGAUCUCCUAGGAAGAG
This is a messenger RNA of Colius striatus (speckled mousebird), 578 nucleotides long. Its product is annotated as histone H2B 7. Gene Ontology annotation, cellular component: nucleosome. Lineage: Eukaryota; Metazoa; Chordata; Aves; Coliiformes; Coliidae. The record is from RefSeq and is a predicted model, not a curated record. Gene Ontology annotation, molecular function: protein heterodimerization activity; DNA binding; structural constituent of chromatin. Bases 95 to 517 code for a protein of 140 amino acids. The transcript has a single exon.